AUGAGGGAGUUUGCCCUCUAUGCGCGUCUUCGUGCAGCACAGGAGGAGAUGAAGAAGCAGCCGCUGCGAGCCGGGGGCGUUCGGCUCCUUGUCACGCUGGAGCUGCUCUCCAUGCUGUGCUACAUUCAGGUGGCGACUCUAACAAAUGCAGUGUUCUUAGCCGUUCCGUUUGUCCUCCUACUGGUGAUGGCCAUGGUCAGGCAUCAAGGGCCCGCGAAGCUCGUGACUGAGCCACUAUACGUGCUGUGGCCGCAUGACCAGUCACGACUUGGGCUCCUGCGCCAGCAGAUAUCAGCAACAAGAUUUGUCGCAUGCGGUUGGAGUCUCAAGCUCGCCUGCUGCGUGGUGUACUGGGCUAGGUUUACGCACGUCAACCUCCUUCCGGACAUUUGCCCUGCACGGUUGCAGAAUGUGGGCUGCGACGGCUACAGCUACUACUGUGCAUAUAAGCAGUUCAAAGCAGCGACACCGUCAUCAGAGCAAAUGGCAGCGGAAUCCCUGUUCAAGCAGCUGUAUGAGGCUGAGGACAGCCCAUGCUGGCACGACUGCAACUGCGGGGACUUUUGCUUGAAAGAGACGUAUGUUGAAUUGGGUGUGUUCGCUCGCACAUUGCGCUGUGAUCCUCUUACUGAUCAAACACUGCAAUGCUGCCAAUGCCUUCACUGCCAGCUCUCAGUGCCAGGGUGGCUGCAAGCCGGAUGCAAGGCCCGCGCAUUCAUCCCAGAAACUCCGCGAGAGCUGUUUGAGGCUGCUUGGAACCCAUCGCAUGUCCGGAUGUACUCUCGGAAUCCAUAUUACAUCAGACAUGCAUGGCAUCUUGAGAAUGCCAUGCUGGCGCAGCUUUCUUUCUGUGUGCUGACUCACAACGUAGACGCCGCUGACCUUAGAAUUCAGGUCUGGCGGCUUGCCAUGUGGCUACUGCAGCUCCUGCCCUCCGUCGCUUUGGCUGGCUGGCUUCUGCUGAGUUUGGCAUUACCCAGGAUUCUGCAGCAAGACCCACUGUGCAUGCUGGGCCAAGCAGCCUCAGAUACCAGUGCGAUUGAGCAGGUGGACGCCAAGGCGCAGACUCUGCGGGCAGACAUUUCCCACAAAAGACUGAAGCCAACUCUGAAAGAAAGAGUGAGCCUCUAUAUGGGAUUUGCAUUUUUCCUCCUGGAUUAUGCCUCAGACUUCAACUGCCUAGCACGCAUGGUUCUAGAACAAAAGUAUAGUGUCGCAAUCGCCCAGGCUGUCAUGAUAGUGCUGCCAAUCGUGCUAGAUUGCUAUCGUGGAAAGAUCCAAGUAGUUGAGGUAUUAGCGGGAUUUCUUAAAUCCCGCAAAGCAGGAUUCCCAACAAAUGCGUUUAUACAUGCUCUGAGAUCUGAGAAGGGAGUAGAAGCUCCGCUCUCUUUUUGCCUUCAGUACUACACCCUUCUCAGAGCCACCAGCUUCGGCACCGUGUGGAGCCUGUGCCUGUCCCUACCUUUAAGCAUUGGCAGCAUGUCAGCGCACGUGUACAACACAUUUGAGAUCGGCAUGUUUGUUGGUGUGGUGGAUGUGGCGCCAGUGCCGGAGACAGCGGGGGGAAACCCCCCGCUUACAACUGGACUUGACACGUCUGGCAUGCCAGCCAACAUCCCGGCAGUGAUUGGACACACUGGACCCAUGAGUCCUUACCCUGCACGUCCUCCCGGCAUAGUGCCUCCAGCGCAAUCAGUGCAUCUUUGCCGUGACCUGGCCCCGCUCGCAGGCGUGCUUCCCCCCAUCACCGUGCAAGACAGUAAGGUGGCGGACAAGGAAUGA
Messenger RNA from Symbiodinium sp. CCMP2456, 1782 nucleotides. The record is from the annotation of a GenBank genome assembly. NCBI's taxonomy places the organism in Eukaryota, Dinophyceae, Suessiales, Symbiodiniaceae.